Molecule: messenger RNA, 1119 nt
Organism: Neospora caninum
Lineage: Eukaryota; Apicomplexa; Conoidasida; Eucoccidiorida; Sarcocystidae
Product: dsptp1 protein, related
Exons: 5
Coding region: 1-1119 (372 amino acids)
Biological process (GO): protein dephosphorylation; regulation of MAP kinase activity
Cellular component (GO): cytoplasm
Molecular function (GO): JUN kinase phosphatase activity
Source: RefSeq, a predicted model, not a curated record
AUGGAUAUACCGCUUUCUUCCUCGGGACCAUUUACCCUUCGCCCGCUCUGGUUGGACCUCGCUGGAGCGAGCCUAUCAGAGGUUAAGGGGUUGUGGGUCUUUCUGCCGUACACUUCUCCAUUAUCGCUUAACGGCUCUCGCGUUUCAAAAUAUUCGCACUCGUUAUUUCCCCGCUCUCUGCUCCCCACCAUGUCGUCAACACAACGGCUUUCUUGUGCCGGUGAAGGCUCGACAGCAGGAUUAUCUCCGUCGUCGAACAUAUUUGUGGAUGAGAGUGCGGAAACGGUGUGCCGUUUGGUCUUGGGGAGGCCGGCGAAGAUUUAUACUCCGGAACGAAUACCGGCAGGGUUGGGCGUUUCUGCCACUAGCGUACCGAAGUGUCCUACAGACGUCUAUCCCCCCGGCAUGGUGCCCACUACGACGAAAGGGAACCUUUUUGUGGGGUCUUUGAAGCACGCACUAGACGAGAACCUUCUGCGGAAAUUCGAUGUGAAACUGGUGGUUACAGUCGCAUGGCCGUACGGGAGUUGGCCGCUUCAGCAGCGCACGCUUUAUUCUCGUCUUGGGAUCGGCCACAUCAACCACCCUCUCUUGGAUUCUCCGUCCCAGGCACUGGACUUUGCACGACUUUCGCUGGAACGUAUUCACUCGUACCUCUCCAAGGGAGCGACAGUGCUCGUUCAUUGUGAAAAGGGCAUCUCCCGGUCUGUCUCUCUCUGCAUAGCAUAUCUCAUCGUUUAUGAUGGGCACACAACAAGCUCCGCAUUGGAAGCAAUUCGUAAAUAUCGCCCCAUUGCACGGCCUAAUGCCGGCUUCCUUGUACAACUUCGGCGACUCGAAGACGCUCGCCAAAAGGUGGCAGCGUCUCACCAAACCAGCUCCGCUCCGUUGUCGAGGCGCCCCUCCUCAAGAGUCGACUGGCCUCAGUUUCACUGCUUCCCCAUCUUCCCCUUCCCCUGUCGGCCUGAAUGUUCCUGGGACGGAACCAAGGAGGAGCGUGUGGUGCUACUUCGUCAGGGAAAGAGAGGAAAUGUGUGGGAGAACGGAGAACGUACAGGGAGAGAGUGGACUAGGGGUGUAUAUGGAGUGAACGUCGAUGGUAGCAACGGGAGAGAAUGA